AUGCCUUCUCUUCCCACCCCCUCCUCCUCCGAGAAAUCCGAACUUCCAAUACCCCAAGAUGCAACUCGAAUACAAAAAGACAAGACCAAGACCGAACGAGGUGCCGAUACCCACGCCGAACACGCCUCCGAUUCAGAAGUCAGCCAUGAAGACAAACCCAAGCUUCAUACCAGCGGCAAGCCCGAACUCACAGAAGACGACUGCUACGAUAAACUCGGCUUCUGCUUCCCAACAUGGAAGAAAUGGACCAUUCUCACCGUCAUCUUCCUAGUCCAAAUGUCCAUGAACUUCAACACAGGCGUCUAUUCCAACGCCGUCCCAGGCCUCGUCGAAGAAUUCCAUAUAAGCGAGCAAGCCGCACGAGUCGGCCAGUGUGUUUUUCUCGUAGCCUACGCAUUUGGCUGCGAGCUCUGGGCACCCUGGAGCGAAGAGUUCGGCCGCUGGCCCAUCAUGCAGCUUUCGCUAUUCCUAGUGAAUAUAUGGCAGAUACCGUGCGCAGUCGCGCCGAACUUCGGCACAAUUGUCGUUUGUCGUGUCUUGGGCGGACUCAGCUCGGCGGGUGGCUCUGUUACUCUUGGUAUGACGGCCGAUAUGUGGGAAGCUGAUGAUCAAGGGUAUGCGGUUGCAUAUGUUGUGCUUUCUUCGGUGGGCGGAUCGACGGUUGGGCCUUUCUUUGGUGGUAUGAUUGGUCAAUGGCUGAAUUGGCACUGGGUGUUUUGGAUGCAGUUGAUAGUCGGUGCUAUCACGCAGGCGAUUCACUUUGUCAUCGUGCCUGAGACCCGCGCGACGAUCCUUAUUGAUCGGGAAGCUAAGCGGCGUCGGAAGGAAGGGGAGGAUAUCUGGGGUCCGAAUGAGUUGAAGACGCCUCGUUUGGAUGUCCAUGAUGUGCUCCGAAUCUGGAUCCGUCCGUUUGAGAUGUUCAUUCGUGAACCUAUCGUUCUCUUCCUAUCUCUUCUGUCUGGUUUCUCGGACGCUCUUAUCUUCGUCUUCACGGAGUCUUUCUCGCUAGUCUUUGAACAGUGGUCUUUCAGUACCCUCGCUGUGGGAUUGACCUUUGGUUCGAUUCUCAUAGGCUACGUCCUCGCCUACUUUAUCUUCUUACCGGAUAUCUAUCGACAGAUUCAAACGCGUCGCAAGUCUGGCGCAGCAAGUCGACUUGCGGAGCGUCGUCUUCUCCUUCUCCUCUUCAUCGCUCCGUUAGAACCAAUUGGUCUCCUCGGCUUCGCAUGGACAUCAAUGGGUCCUCCGAUCCCUUGGAUUGCACCUUGUAUCUUCGCCUGUAUGAUCGCAAUGGCGAAUUAUGCCAUCUACAUGGCAACGAUCGACUACAUGGUAGCAGCAUAUGGUCCGUAUUCUGCAUCUGCAACAGGCGGCAAUGGAUUUGCUCGAGAUUUCCUCGCCGGUAUCGCGACGAUGUAUUCGACUCCCAUGUACCAGAAUAUGGGAUCAAAGUAUCACUUGCAAUGGGCGAGUACACUUCUUGGCUGCGUUGGCUUUUUGGUUCUGAUUCCGAUUUAUGUGUUCUAUUGGAAGGGUCCAGCUAUCAGAGCGAAGAGUAAAUUUGCCCAGCAGUUGGCUGCUGAUCGUGAUAGACAUACUGAGUCUCGAAGGGCCAGUCAGGCGAGGGCUUCCGUUGGUGCUUAG
Molecule: messenger RNA, 1644 nt
Organism: Penicillium brevicompactum
Lineage: Eukaryota; Fungi; Ascomycota; Eurotiomycetes; Eurotiales; Aspergillaceae
Product: Major facilitator superfamily domain general substrate transporter
Exons: 1
Coding region: 1-1644 (547 amino acids)
Biological process (GO): transmembrane transport
Molecular function (GO): transmembrane transporter activity
Source: RefSeq, a predicted model, not a curated record